Ceratosolen solmsi marchali is the source of this 3900-nucleotide messenger RNA. RefSeq names its product FLII actin remodeling protein (gene fliI). Gene Ontology annotation, cellular component: cytoplasm; nucleus; actin cytoskeleton. Lineage: Eukaryota; Metazoa; Arthropoda; Insecta; Hymenoptera; Agaonidae. The coding region runs from base 132 to 3845 and encodes 1237 amino acids. Gene Ontology annotation, molecular function: phosphatidylinositol-4,5-bisphosphate binding; actin filament binding. The transcript has 21 exons. Gene Ontology annotation, biological process: actin filament severing; barbed-end actin filament capping; myofibril assembly. The record is from RefSeq and is a predicted model, not a curated record.
AUAUUUUAUAUAUAAACCUAACCUCCUGCAUAAAAGUAGCAGCUAAAAAUUGUUUAUCUAUAUAAAGGAAAUUUUAACGCAGGCGAAUGCAUAGCUUGAUUUAAUUCUGGAAUCACAAAAUUAAAGGAAUAAUGGCUAAUACUGGAGUAUUACCAUUUGUACGAGGAGUGGACUUUAGUAGAAAUGAUUUUGGAGAAGGAAAAUUUCCAGAGUCUGUGCGUUUGAUGACUGGAAUUCAAUGGCUCAAGUUAGACAAUACAAAUUUAGCAGAAAUUCCUGAAGAGAUGGGAAAACUUUUAAAAUUGGAACAUUUAUCAUUAACAAAAAAUAAAUUAGAAAGAUUAUUUGGAGAAUUAACUGAACUUGGAUGCUUAAGAAGCUUAAAUAUACGUCAUAAUAACAUAAAAUCUAGUGGAAUACCAGCUGAAUUAUUUCAUUUAGAAGAACUAACUACUUUAGACAUUAGCCAAAAUAAUUUACGUGAAGUUCCAGAAGGACUUGAAAGAGCUCGUUCAUUGUUAAAUCUUAAUUUAAGUUAUAAUCAUAUUGAAACAAUUCCAAAUACAUUAUUUAUUCAUUUAACUGAUUUACUAUUCCUUGAUCUUAGUCAUAACCAAUUAGAAACAUUACCACCUCAAACGCGCAGACUAGCUAAUUUACAAAGCUUAAAUUUAAACCAUAAUCCUCUUGGACAUUUUCAAUUAAGGCAACUUCCUUCUUUAAUGAAUUUGACAACUUUACAAAUGCGUGAUACCCAACGUACUUUAAAUAAUAUUCCUUCAAAUUUAGAAAGUUUAACAAAUUUACAAGAAUUAGAUCUAUCACAAAAUGCUUUACCAAGAGUUCCAGAUGCUCUUUAUGCUCUUCCUAAUCUUCGUCGACUCAAUUUAAGUGAUAAUCAAAUUUCUGAACUUUCAACUGCGAUAGAAAUGUGGCAAAAAUUGGAAACUUUAAAUCUCUGUAGAAAUAAAUUAACAGCAUUGCCUGUUUCACUUUGUAAAAUUUCAUCAUUGAGAAGAUUGUAUUUGAAUGACAAUGAAUUAGAUUUUAAAGGUAUUCCUUCAGGAAUUGGAAAACUUUCAUCCUUACAAGUUUUUUCUGCAGCCAAAAAUCGUUUAGAAAUGAUCCCGGAAGGACUUUGCAGAUGUGGUUCUUUAAAACAACUUAUAUUGACUUGUAAUAGAUUAAUCACUGUACCAGAUGCUAUUCAUCUAUUGACAGAUUUAGAAUGUCUUGAUUUAAGAGAUAAUCCACAUUUAGUAAUGCCACCAAAACCAAUAGAAGUUCAAAGAGGAUCAGGCAUCGAAUUUUAUAACAUUGACUUUUCUUUACAACAUCAGCUACGCCUUGCUGGUGCAAAUAUACCUGCACCUGCACAAACAGCCAAUAGCAGUAAAGAUCCCAUUGCUAGAAAAAUGAGGUUGAGACGAAGACGCGAUCAAGAGGAAGCCGAUCAAGAUCAAGCAAAAAUUUUAAAGGGGAUGAAGGAUAUUGCAAAAGAAAAAAACAAAGAUAGUAAUUGGGAAGAUGCAAAGGCAGAAUCAUUAAAACCAAAAAGAUGGGACGAGACCUUAGAAAAACCACCAUUAGAUUAUUCUGAAUUCUUUGAUGAAGAUGCAGGACAAGGACCUGGACUAUCCGUUUGGGAAAUAGAAAAUUUUUUGCCAAAUCAAAUAGAAGAAGUAGCUCAUGGCAAAUUUUAUGAAGGAGAUUGUUAUAUUGUUUUGAAAACUAGUAUUGAUGAAAGUGGAUCGAUGUUGUGGGCAAUAUAUUUUUGGAUUGGAGAGAAAGCUACACUUGAUAAACGUGCCUGUGCAGCCAUUCAUGCUGUUAAUUUACGUAAUUUUCUUGGUGCACAAUGCCGAACUAUAAGAGAAGAACAAGGAGAUGAAUCAGAUGAAUUUUUAAUGCUUUUUGAAUCUGGUAUUACGUAUAUAGAAGGUGGACGAACUUCAUCUGGUUUCUAUACUGUUGAAGAUACGCCAUCAGUUACAAGAUUAUUUAGAGUUCAUGCUGCUGGUGCUUCGAUACAUUUAGAACCAGUUCCUGUAUCUACACAAUCCUUAGAUCCAAAUUAUGUGUUUGUCCUAGAUUUUGGUAAAAUAAUAUACAUGUGGUAUGGAAAAAAUGCAAAAAAUACUUUAAAGUCGAAGUCAAGAUUAAUGGCAGAAAAAAUCAAUAAAAACGAAAGAAAAAACAAAUCUGAAAUCAUAACCGAGUUGAUGGGAUCCGAAACUGAAGAAUUUUGGAAAUGCUUGGGUGCUGAUAGUUCAGUAAAGCCAGUGGAACAUAUUGAUCCAAAUUUUACACCUGUUAUACCAAGGUUAUAUCAGGUUCGAUUAGGAAUGGGUUAUUUAGAAUUACCUCAAGUUGAAGUACCUCAUGGAAAAUUGGUCAAUACUCUUCUUAAUAAUCGAAAUGUGUAUAUUUUAGACUGUUAUUUAGAUGUUUAUGUAUGGUUUGGAAAAAAAUCAACUAGAUUAGUACGCGCAGCUGCAGUAAAAUUGUCUCAAGAACUAUUUAAUAUGAUUCAAAGACCAGACUAUGCACUUGUUACAAGGCUGCAAGAAGGUACAGAAUCACAAAUUUUUAAAAGUAAAUUCACUGGUUGGGAUGAAGUAAUUGCAGUUGAUUUUACAAGAACUGCUGAAUCAGUAGCCAAAACAGGUGCUGAUUUAACAAAAUGGGCUAAACAGCAAGAAACUAAGGCUGACCUUGCUGCAUUAUUUAUGCCACGUCAACCUCUAAUGUCUCCUACAGAAGCUCAACAACUAAUGGUAGAAUGGAAUGAUGAUUUAGAAGCAAUGGAAGCUUUUGUUUUAGAAGGAAAAAAAUUUGUUCGUUUACCGGAAGAGGAAUUAGGACACUUUUACAGUGGUGAUUGCUACGUUUUCCUUUGCAGAUAUUGGAUGCCUUUAGAUGUCAAUGAAAAUGAUGAUGGUGAUGAACAAUGUGAAGAUGAUUUUCAAUGUAUGGUUUAUUUUUGGCAAGGAAGAGAUGCUGGUAAUAUGGGUUGGUUAACGUUUACAUUCAGUUUACAAAAAAAAUUCAAAUCCUUAUUUGGUGAAAAAUUAGAAGUUGUUAGAACACAUCAACAACAAGAAAAUUUAAAGUUCAUGGCACACUUUAAAAGAAAAUUUAUUAUUCAUCAAGGUAAAAGGAAGCAAAUGAAAUCUGAUGAUGCAAAUAAAGUGGAAUUUUAUCAUUUACGAAGUAAUGGGAGUACUCUAUGUACAAGAUUGAUUCAAAUUACUCCAGAUGCGAGCUUGUUAAACUCUGCUUUUUGUUAUAUUUUAAAUGUGCCCUUUAAUAAUGUUGAUGAAACUGGAAUAGUCUAUGUUUGGAUUGGAUCUAAAUGCGAUAAUGAAGAUGCAAGAUUAAUUGAAGAAAUUGCAGAAGAAAUGUUUAAUAAUCCUUGGAUUAGUCUUCAAAUAUUAAAUGAAGGUGAAGAGCCAGAAAAUUUCUUUUGGGUUGCUUUAGGUGGUAAAAAACAAUAUGAAUUUGAUGCUGAAUAUAUGAAAUACACCAGAUUGUUUAGAUGUUCAAAUGAAAAAGGAUAUUUCACAAUUAGUGAAAAAUGUACAGACUUUUGUCAAGAUGAUUUAGCAGAUGAUGAUAUUAUGAUACUUGAUAAUGGGGAGCAAGUAUUUUUAUGGCUCGGCACAAGGUGUUCAGAAGUCGAAAUAAAAUUAGCUUACAAAUCAGCUCAUGUCUAUAUUCAACAUCUAAGAGUGAAACAAUCAGAGAAGAUUCGUAAGCUAUAUGUUACAGCUAAAGGAAAAGAAUCACGUCGAUUUACUAAAUGCUUUCACGGAUGGGGAAUACACAAACGACCACCAGAAUAAAUUGUAUUCUUUUUAUCUUGUAUGAAUUUCUAUAUAAUUAUUUAUAAUACAUAAG